Molecule: messenger RNA, 2163 nt
Organism: Penicillium angulare
Lineage: Eukaryota; Fungi; Ascomycota; Eurotiomycetes; Eurotiales; Aspergillaceae
Product: Zn(II)2Cys6 transcription factor
Exons: 2
Coding region: 1-2163 (720 amino acids)
Biological process (GO): regulation of DNA-templated transcription; DNA-templated transcription
Molecular function (GO): DNA-binding transcription factor activity, RNA polymerase II-specific; DNA binding; zinc ion binding
Source: RefSeq, a predicted model, not a curated record
AUGAGCUCCGGAAUUCACCGAAAACGCCUUGCAUGUGUCGAGUGCACUCGUCGCAAAGUAAAGUGUGACAAAAUACUACCAUGUCGCAACUGUGCCAGGAAGGGGGCAACCUGCACUCGGCCGCGCGAGCGGAACUCUCCGAGCCCACAUGCUGCUCAACCCGAGCGUUAUGUGGAGUCGCGAUCUAUAGUACCGCCGAGCAAAGAUACAACGCUUAUUGAACUUCGCUCAAGAAUUACUGAGCUAGAGAUCGCUCUGAAAGAGUCAAAUCAAACUUUAUCCCGCCUGUCUUUGCCCAGACCGGAGCCUUCUAUCACUGCCAGCCCUUUCUCUCCAAUUGAAUCUCUGUCAACACAGCAAUCGCCGUUUUCUAUCCCCUCUUCGCCGCAGACAAAUUUGGAUAGCAGGAAUACACCUAGAGAAGUGGAAGAUGCCGCAACUAUCUUGGAGUUCCUUGCAUGGGGCCGUCGCAAGGACCCUACUUACCAGGAUCAAAUUACAAGAGAGAGCAAUAUCGACCAUUCGCCGGGAGAUAUAUCCAUUGAGGACGAUUGGGAAGAUGGCUUGAAAACCGAAGUAUCCAUUAUCUCACUAUGUGAGGCAUUGCUUCCUAGCAAAGAAAAAGUUUAUCAACUAGUUCAGUACCACUGCGAUUGCCUGCUUUGGUAUCACGGAUCAUUCCAUGCACAGACACUAUUAUCUCAACUCGACAGAUUUUAUGAAAAGCAAGAAGAGGGUUGCAUAGAAGAAGCAGAUGCAAGCCUACAAUGGAUUGCUCUUCUUUUCGCGAUUCUUACAGGUUCAAUGGCUACCGCACCUAGAUCUGUUUCUCAAUCCUGGGGAUUUCGCGACCGUGAAAGAAAAGUAUUGUCUAGACGCUGGAUGAAGGCUACACUCACUUGCUUACAUCAAGCGGACUAUAUGGCCCGUCACUCUAUCUUUUCUGUUCAGACUAUUGCGACACUUACGAUUUCGGUUCAUAUGCUGGGGCAUUCAAAUGGAUUUUCAGUGCUUCUCGCUUCAGCCGUUCGAAUCGCACAAGGUCUCGGUUUACACCAGUUGGAGGAUAAAAACCAACUCUCGCCUUCCAAUAUCGUAACCAGAGAAAUUGGCCGGCGCGUCUGGUGUCAGCUUUGUAUCCAAGACUGGUUUUCUAUUCCUUUCACCGAAAGUUACUUAGUCCACAGGCUGAGUUUCAGUACACCGAAACCAUUAAAUUGUGACGACGAUUUACAGCAUCUGUCAAAUGACCAGCCUUCCGUGACAAGCUACUCACGUCUUUUUUAUGAUAUUGCUGCUCUUAUGCCUGGUCUUCAAGAUGAUUCCGUCACCUGUCAUACUCUAUAUACGAAGUAUGAGGAGGUAAUAAAAUACGACCGUCUUUUGCGCAGUUUGAUUAAUCAACGCUUACCUCGGUACUUACAAAAUGUUCCCUUGGAUCCGUCUUGGCCGGAAUAUGUGCUCUGGGCUCGAAGAUGCUUGGCCAUUAGCUCAUCUCACAAAAUUAUCAUGAUCCACAGAAAGUUUUUGGGCCUCAGCUUUACAAACCCAAUGUUUGAAUUCACUCGAAAGACGUGUGUAGCUGCAUCAAGAACCAUAAUUAAGGAACAGAAGGAAGCCACUCGUGAUGGUGGACCUGUACUAUGGAUCCACCAAGCAUUCAGCGUUACAGCAAGUAUUAUAUUAUGCUUGGAUAUGUUUCAUCAAUCAGGCGCAGAUCGCCAAUCCUCUGAACACCGAGAGCUAAUCGAAGACGGCAUUGAAAUUCUAUCGCAUUGCGAAUUGGAUAUGAUUGCACAACGCGGCGUAUCUUUACUUCGCGCGAUGCUUGGAUCCGAAAAUAUUAGCAACAGACAAUCCCUCUCAAGCCGCAUGCCUCAUCCUUCGAUACUUUCCGCUGGUCCAUUGCGUAGAAAUGGCCUUGACCUUGCCGAUAUCAUCUGCACAUUCUACAAAGAUGACCAUGCCAGUUUGCCUCGUCGAUCAAAUUCAGUGCUACGCGCAUCAUCCAAUAUUAGGCCGGCGGAGAAUAGUCACUGGUCUGAACUUGUAAAUUUUGGACAUGGGGGUAUGCCAGGCGCUGACAUCGUGGGUUCAUUUGGAGUGGACUGUGUUGAGGGUUUGGAUGAGAUUUUGAAUCUUGCAACAAAUUACCUCAAUUGA